Messenger RNA from Exophiala aquamarina CBS 119918, 1680 nucleotides. RefSeq lists its product as uncharacterized. NCBI's taxonomy places the organism in Eukaryota, Fungi, Ascomycota, Eurotiomycetes, Chaetothyriales, Herpotrichiellaceae. The transcript has a single exon. Bases 1 to 1680 code for a protein of 559 amino acids. The record is from RefSeq and is a predicted model, not a curated record.
AUGAAGCUUUUCACAUACCUGGCACUGAUGCUCAUUGUGGGCCUAUCGAAUGGCCAGAGUCUUCCUUUCGACGCGAGGGAAGCGACAAUAUCAUCCGUCCAUUCAGCCCUAUUCCCUAGACAAACAACUUGCCGAGCAGUUGUCUCCUCCUUCAUUGCACGUAUUGAGGCGCACAAUCCACUUAUCAACGCCAUCAUUGCUCUCAAUCCGGAUGCCCUCAGCACUGCGGACGCCCUUGACGAAGCUCUCGCUUCAGGGAAUGCCACAGGACUACUGUUCUGUAUCCCCAUCUUGUUGAAAGACAACUACGAUGCCGUGCCAAUGGCCACUACAGCCGGAAGUCUUGCGCUCAACGCUUCUACACCUCUUCAGGACGGGCCCACGGUGUCAGCAUUUCGCGCUGCAGGUGCAGUUAUCCUGGGGAAAACGAAUCUUCAUGAAUUUGCUCUUGAAGGUCUCGGCGUAUCAUCUCUUGGUGGUCAGACGCUCAAUCCGUACGACCUGACUCGCACAGCAGGAGGGAGCUCCAGUGGCACAGGAGCCGCAAUCGCAGCAUCCUUUGCAGUGUUUGGCACCGGCACAGACACUGUUAAUUCCCUUCGGAGUCCUGCAAGUGCAAAUAGUCUCUACAGCUUCCGUCCAACACGAGGAUUGAUCUCUCGAGCAGGUAUUAUUCCUGUUUCCUUUACACAAGAUACCGCCGGAGCCAUUGGUAGAAGUCUAUCAGACAUUGCAACCGCCUUGACCGUCAUGGCGAGUGUAGGUCAGGAUGGCGCAGACAACGACACCUCUGCAAUUCCUGCAUCUGUCAUUGGAACCGACUACACCAGCUUCCUUUCGUCACAAGGAAGUGCCGCAAACCUCACCGGAACACGCAUCGGCGUUCUGGAAGGUUUCUUCAACCAUACCGCAAGCAACGAAACAACGCCAGUGAACAAGCUCAUGGAGUCCGUGAUGUCCCGACUCCGAAAGCAGGGCGCCACUAUGGUGCCCAUUACCGACACGGCAACCUACGACGCGACCGCCAUCGCCACGCAGCUCGAUGUCCAGCCAUACGAAUUUCGCGAGCUUCUCUCGCAAUACCUCUCAUCCCCCAGCCUUCGCGGCCCGCACCCUCGCAGCAUGUCUGAGAUCUACGUCAAGAAUUACAACACAACAUCUCCGAAUUUUGUCGUAAUCCCACACCAGUACCAACACAUCCAGAGAGCAUUAGUGUCCUCGACCUCCGACAGCAGUUACAUCGGUCAAAAGGCCCAAAUCGCGAAACUCACACAAACACUACACUCGACCAUGCACGACCUCCAGCUCUCUGCACUCAUCUACCCCGAACAGAAGAACCUUGUUGUACCCGUCGGCUCGGCGUCACAGGUAGGCCGCAACGGCAUUUUAGCGGCCCUGACAGGGUCACCGGUGAUCACGAUCCCAAUCGGAUUUUCGGAGCCAAGCGACACCGCACCUAUUGGUAUUCCUGUCGGCAUGGAGAUCCUCGGCCUCCCAUUCAGCGAGGGUAAAUUAUUGUGGAUCGCCAAAGGCAUUGAUGACAGGCUACACGCCCGCAGAAUGCCCGUCACUGCUGGGUUAAAUGGCACUCUCGAUGCAACCAUCGCGUAUUACACGGAGGUCCCGAGCGUGACGCCGUUGAAGAACAUCCCCACGACUUAUCCACUUGGACGCUUCUGA